AUGGAAUCCGAGUUCAUUGCCCUAACCAGGGAUGGCCUCGAGCUUUACAACGCGGCGCUCAGCACCGACGGCAAAUUCAAAGUGGAAAAACUCAGAAGCAUCGAAGGCGUUGAAUCAGCAGAGUGGUCUCCUCAAGGCGACUUGGUUGCUCUUUUUCGGAAGUCUUCGCCUCAAAAGCUGGAAGUUUUGGAUGCAAAUACGUGGGAGGUGUUACAUACUGUAGAAGGGCCCACGCCUGUCUCGAAGUUCUCCUUCAGUCCUCUUGGCAGUUAUUUGUUGGUUUGUUUCCGCUUCGAGCCCAACCAAUGUCCUGAGAACCUGCGGCUUCUGAAGGCGAACACCGCAGAAGAAGUGACGCGUUUGGCACAGCGAGGCGUCAGCGAUCUCUCAUGGCCACCUCUUCGUUGGACAGGAGGCGAGAGCUUUAUGUGCCGCUUGGUUAAAGGGGCGGUUCAUGUGUUCACCAGGCAGCAGCUGGAGUCCGGCAGCUUCAGCAUCAACAACCCCCUCAUAAGAAUUAAUUCUCCUCGGGCCUCUGCCAUAUUUGCGAGUCCAGAGCCACCUCGCAACGCAUGCAAAGACGCAGGAAAGGCGGCAGCAGAGUCGAAGCCAACCAGCAGCAACAGCAGCAGCAGCAGCAGCAGCAAUGGUGGUUCUGGUGGCAGCGUGUACUGCGCGGUGUUCUCAAAGGAAACAAAAGGAGAACCUGCACUACUUGAGGUGUAUGAACUUCAUGAGAAAGGAGAAGCUACAAUAGUUGCAAAGAAAUCUUUCUUUCAUGCACAAGAAGCUGACUGUCAGUGGGCAUAUGAUGGGCGGGCUCUUCUUGUGAAGACGCAUACUGACGCCAGUGAUUUGACUUACUAUGGAUCCAGCGCUCUUUAUUUUCUUAAGUGCCAAGGAGGCUACGACUUGCGUUUGGUAGCAGCAGAAGAAGGGCCUGUGCAUGCGGCUUUGUGGAGUCGGUCGACGAUUGAAUUCGUCGUCUGCUAUGGCAAAGUGCCGGCAACAGUUGCAAUGUACGACGGCAACAGCAAAGCAACAUCACCCAAGUUUCGUUUAGGCGAAGGAAUGCGCACAUUUUUAUCUUUUUGUUCUUUUUCUAAACUUCUUUUGUGGGGUGGCUUUGGUAAUUUGGCUGGCGAAGUGGAAGUUUGGAUGCCGAGAAAGAAAGGAAUCGUAGGAAAGACUGUGUGUUGA
Molecule: messenger RNA, 1200 nt
Organism: Eimeria acervulina
Lineage: Eukaryota; Apicomplexa; Conoidasida; Eucoccidiorida; Eimeriidae
Product: eukaryotic translation initiation factor 2A, putative
Exons: 7
Coding region: 1-1200 (399 amino acids)
Biological process (GO): translational initiation
Cellular component (GO): cytosolic small ribosomal subunit
Molecular function (GO): translation initiation factor activity; mRNA binding; ribosome binding
Source: RefSeq, a predicted model, not a curated record